Molecule: messenger RNA, 255 nt
Organism: Fusarium poae
Lineage: Eukaryota; Fungi; Ascomycota; Sordariomycetes; Hypocreales; Nectriaceae
Gene: EGD1
Product: Nascent polypeptide-associated complex subunit beta
Exons: 1
Coding region: 1-255 (84 amino acids)
Cellular component (GO): nascent polypeptide-associated complex; cytosol
Source: RefSeq, a predicted model, not a curated record
AUGUCCCCUUCCACCCCGACAGUCCACGCCGCCGUCCCCUCCAACACCUUCGCCAUCUACGGUAACGGUGAAGACAAGGAGCUCACUGAGCUUGUCCCCGGCAUCCUUAACCAGCUCGGCCCCGACUCCCUUGCUUCUCUCCGCAAGCUCGCUGAGAGCUACCAGAACCUCCAGAAGGAGAAGGGUGAGGACGACGACGAGAUCCCCGACCUUGUCGAGGGUGAGAACUUCGAGGGCGAGCCCAAGGUCGAGUAA